Messenger RNA from Durotheca rogersii, 4810 nucleotides. RefSeq lists its product as uncharacterized. The record is from RefSeq and is a predicted model, not a curated record. The transcript is spliced from 2 exons. Gene Ontology annotation, biological process: protein import into nucleus; RNA export from nucleus. Lineage: Eukaryota; Fungi; Ascomycota; Sordariomycetes; Xylariales; Xylariaceae. Gene Ontology annotation, molecular function: structural constituent of nuclear pore; protein binding. Bases 293 to 4708 code for a protein of 1471 amino acids. Gene Ontology annotation, cellular component: nuclear pore.
UUUUUUCAAGUCAGCUGCAUUUCCCAAGGACUGUCCUUCACCAAAAGCGCGUCUCCCCCUUCUCUCCUCUUAGGGACAGAUAUCUAUGCGAUCCCACCCCGUGUCGCAUCUUGUCCCAGAUCGCGAGCCAUUAUCCGUAUACGGUCGGGCUCGACACACUCUCUCUUCCCGACUGGCUAAGCCGGCUUAGCCCUCCGGUAGAAACGAUCGAUUCCUUCCGCCAAUGUCGCGAGGACAACAAGGGUUUCUCAUGAAAGCACAUUUCUGAAUUAAGCACACUUCAUCUAUAGCCAUGGCCUUCGGCUUUGGAAAUCCAGGAGGUGCCAUCGGUGGAUCUGGGGGAGCUACCCAAGGUCCUGACCUUCAAGUCAUUCAGACAGAAUCUCUCGGUUUCUUGUCGCUGUCUGGUGACGCGAAGCUACAGUUAACGUCGCGAUGGACUCCGCCGCCCGCGGAUAAUGCCUCCCUCAUCAGUAUCGCUUCGCGAAAAGGGCUUGUUGCCGCUGCCGGUCCCGAUGCCGUCAUACUUACCUCCACCGAGGCGGUCCGAAAAGCGUUCGAUGGCCCUAAAUAUGGCGACAGCGAGACUCGGGUCUUCGAACCCCCGUUAAAGCUCGCUCUACCAAUAAGAAUCUGUCAGCUCGCCUUCACGUCUGACGAAGCCUACCUGAUAUUGUCGGCGGAACAAGGCGGUGGGCUGGCGGUAUACGAAGUCGAAGCUUUGCAGCAAGGCUCAUCCCAAGCCGCAUUCGAGAUACCAACAAAUGGAGAGUCGCUUAGACUCCUAGCGCCCAACCCCGAGCCAAAGAGGGGCGAGCUAUGUGCUGUUGUGACAAAUGGGGGCAAGCUCCUGAUGGUAAAUAUGCAGGAACGCAGUUUCGUGUCGGGGCCUAACGGCCAAAUUCUUAAGGACCAAGUAAGCUGUGUCGCCUGGAGCAAUAAAGGAAAGCAGCUUGUGGCUGGGCUUGGCGACGGCACCAUAUUGCAGAUGACACCGGAAGGGAGUAUCGAGGCUGAAAUUCCUCGACCACCGGGUCUUGACCCAAAUUAUUUUGUCUCUUCUCUGAUUUGGCUCAAGGUCGACAUAUUCCUAGGGUUUCACGUCUCUGCCUCGGAACAACCUCCCCAAACUAGAUGUCAUUUGAUCACGAGACAAGGACAGCAAUUUCAAUUUCAGAAGCUCAGUGAUCCAGUAGACCCCUUUGGGAGCGAGAAGACCCCCCACCACACGAUCAUGCGGCUGAGGGACUUCCCCCCGAACCUCCUGGAUGUUCUUAUUUGCUCUUCAACUGCCACCCCUGAUAUCGGUCUCCUUACUCGGUCGAAAACGCCGUUGGCCCCUAAUGGUCCUUCUAACCUUUUCGCCACCACUGAAUUGGCCGAUGAUUCUAGGCGAGCUACUCUGCCAAUGGGUGAUGGAAUGGAAAGCCCGGCGGCUAUUGGGACAGCUCUUGACCUGUCCAGCCGGGAUAACGUUUAUAAGCCCAUACCCACUGACGAGAUUGACCAGUCUGCUGGUCCCCUGCCAGGUUAUUGGGUCCUCAAUGUCGAUGGAGUUCUCUCCGUUUGGUGGAUUGUAUAUUCCGAGUCGAUCCGACAAAGAACCGUUUAUCCGGGUCUUGUUGCUUCGGAGGGAAAUCCACCAGGCUCCAUCGAGCCGGCUGUACCCAAACAGGCUCAGCAACCGUUCAGCGCGGCAACCCCCUCGCCGUUCGGAGCUCCGAUGACGGCGCCGGGGGCAGCAUUUGGAAGUCCUUCAACGCUGGGAUCGAGCGGUUCGCCCUGGGGAGCCCAGCCUUCUUCCGGCCACGCCCGGGGCCCUGCGUUUGGCUCUAGUGGCUUUGGUACGGGAACUGCUUCCUCAACGCCAAAAUUCGGCACAGCGUCUUUCGGUGUUUCGAGUUUCGGGACAGCUAGCACACCUGCAUUUGGUCAGUCUACUGGGCUUGGUGCCAAGCCUUCGCCUUGGGCCACCGGCUCGACUUCGUCGAGCACCCCGGCCUUUGGACAAUCUGGCUUCGCCAAACGCGCUGACAAUACCAACGCCUCUGCAAGUUCGUUUGGAGGCGCGAGUUAUGGCGCCGUAAACUCGACCGGCGGCUUCGCCAGCUUCGCGAACAAGGGCGGCUUUGCUUCACUAGGGUCAAGCAACGCAGGAGGAGCCAGCAUUUUCACGUCGACGAAAGCGGAGGCACCUGAAGUAUCGAUGGAUGCGGAGACUACAUCGAUAUUUCGACCAUCAAGCUCUAAGCCAAGCAUAGGUUCUGGGGCUAUCUUUGGGUCGCAGCCAUUCAAGCUGACGUCAAGUUUUCAACCUGAUCCUAAUGUGAGGGAUCAAGACGCCAAUAAAAACGAUAGAAGCAAUGAGGAACCCAUGUUUUAUGAGGGGUUUGCAGCUACAUUGAAUGGGCCGAUAGAACCAACUCCCUUAAGUCCACCUUCAGCAGGGACGCAAAAUACCUUCGGGCAAUCAAGCGCAGAAUCAACAACGCCGAUUUCUACACCUGCCCCCUCGAAAUUCUUAACCCAAACUUCACCUCCCCCUCAAACCAAAGGAAUCUUUGACAUCCCAUCGAAGACUUCUAGUAAAGUAGCCGACACUUCCUCACCUUCUACUUCCCAGACGCCAACAGGAGAUAUAUCACGAAGUCAGCCCGAAAUGGAGACUCCUAAACCGAUGAAACAUCUCCCGGAAGUUCCUCUACCCCCAGAGUCUACUAGCAAAGCAAGUUACGCGUUAGGCGAGUCCUCCUCGUCAUCCGCCGUUACUGCAGACGCUCUAGAUGUUAAUGAGGCACCACCUGGUGACGAGAGCGUAACUCUCCCUCUUGAUUCCACAAACUCGCCAAGGAAAGCCGAACGCGGGACUCCACUCAAGGCCUUGCCAGUUGUUGUUGACGAUGCCCCUCUGCCACCAGAUCCGAUCAAGAAUAAGAAAGCAUACGAUACCCCUCUGCCCCCCUUGCCUGGAAUGAUUGCUAGCGCUAAGGAGGUUGACGCUGCUCCCUCGCCGCCUGACCCUGCCAAGCAGACGAAAGCAUAUGAAGGCAGAUUGUCUGUUCUCACCAUUGCGAAACCCGCAUUUGCUGCUGCUGGGCCUGGGUUUAAGUUCCCAACAAACCCCCUCCCAGUGUCAUCGGAUAGCGACGACGACGAUUUAUCCGAAGAGGAAGAAGGCACCGAGGCUGUUAGUGAAGGUAGCGGUGUGGAUGUGGCCAAAGAUCUCAGUCCUUCGAGUAUCGGUGCCAACAGGACCCCUGGCUUUACCCCUCAGAGCUCUUUUAAUGGCCUGGCUGGAAGCUAUUCUACAGUACCUCACCCCGACCAAGAAAAGCGAUAUUUUGGUGAACUGGGCCGGAAUAUGCCCAUAUUGCCUCGGCCAAACCUAGCCAGUCCUCGCUCUCCAAGUCCCGUGAGGAGUACAGUGCCCGCGAGGAUACUCGUGAAGGACCAAGCACGAUCCGUUAGUGCUCCCGGCAUGGCGUCUCAGAUCCUCAGUACGUCUAGGAGACACCAGUCUCGAUUAGGGAUGUCAAUUGUUGGCAGGGAUACUCAUGACGAAGAGGCUGCGGUUGAACAGCACCGAAUGGCUAAGGCACGAAGGGAAGCCGAGGAGAGCCGGUUACUUCUAGACGAGGAGGAUGACACUAUUCAGGAGUUGUUGAGAACAGAAGUCAAACCGACCCUAGAGCUUGACGAGUUUAUUGCACACUCCGGUGUAGCGCCACCAGCUGGCGAUAGCGUGCCGGCGCAGGUGGAGGCCGUAUAUCGUGACAUCAAUUCGAUGAUAGACACACUCGGGCUCAACGCGCGGUCUCUUGCCGGGUUCAUUAAGGGCCACGAGGAGGUCUGCACCAAAGGGCUUACCAGACAAGAUCUUGCUUCUGCGGACAACUGGACUCUAGCUGGUCUUGAGAACUUGGCUGACAUAAUCGAUCAGGAUCUCAGCUUAGCUUUAGACGAAGCAAGGAUAGUCGAUGUCGCUGACAGACUGGCACAAUGCGUGGAUAUCCAGCGUGAUCUAGGUCGCGAUCGUAAUAAGCAGGCUGAUCUCAAGAAAAUUGUUAGCUCGCGCUUGGAUCCGGACCUAAGCGUUGCGUACCGCGCUUUGCCCCUCAGCUCGGAGCAGGCAGUGCAGCAGAGCGAUCUUCGGCGGGAAUAUGCUAAAUUCACGAAGCUUCUGGCGGAAGCUGAAGAGAGCCUGACCAUGCUCAAGGCUAAAAUUGUCUCCGUCAAUAGCGCUAGUGGGAAAGGUGGACCGGCGCCGACCAUUGAAGCGGUUGUACGCACCAUCACCAAGUUGACUAGCAUGGUAGAAAAGCGCAGCGGCGAUAUCGAUGUCCUCGAAAACCACAUGAGAAAGUUGCGUGUCAGCUCCUACGGGCUUGGUAGCCGAGAGGGAUCGCCUUUAGCUGCGUCCCAUGCUAGGAGACUAACCGUGUCCUCAUUACUGUCACCGGAACGGUCGGCCCGGGAAAACACACCGCAGCGUAGUAGCGUCCUGCGGCACUCCAUGUCGGGGUCCGUGGCAAGCAUCGGUGUGGGAGUGUUGCAUACUCCGCCGCGUAAGAAGCUCACUGGUUUUGGGGAUGCGGAGAAGAGGGCUGUGAUGGAAAAGAGGGAUCGCAGAGUGGCCGUCCUCGGAAAACUUAGGGGUAGUCUGCAGAAGAGGGGUGUCGGUGUUUGGGCUGUGGACGACAUCGAGUAGGCCUGAUGCUUCGCAAUAGAGAUAGCAUAGUAGAUAAUCCGACGCCGUCUAAGCGAGAGGCGUAGACAAGGUAGAAGAGAUAAGACGGCGAAUUUUACGAUA